CGCAACCAGUUCGAAAACCACCGUCGCGGCAUACGAACUACACCGCGCGACCUGUCCGCCGGUAAACGAUUAAUAUAAGUAUAAUAAUAUUAUUAUUACAAGGAAACGACCAAAUAAUAUUGUUAUUAUUAUUAUUUUCCGCGGGUUUUUCGUGCGUUUUCCGCGAUACUGUGCAGUUUAAUUCUAUUGUUUACACGUUGUUUUUAUUUUUUUUAUAUUAUAUAUUCGGUUUUUUUGCUUUUGUCUCGCGUAUCUGUUUGCUCGUACACACUUUUCUAUCGGUUCGUUCGUUUUCGAAAACAAAAGAAAAAAUAAUUCGUUAUCAAAUUUUUUCGACGCCUACGAUACGUUUAAAGGUACAGUCUACAUGCUAGACGCUUUGGAUUCCGUCGUUGCGUCCGUAGCAUGGAAUUGUCCUCGGUGAAUUGUUCGCCCCGAGAUCAAAUCGUUCCCGACUCUUGUAACGGCAAUAAUUGGGCGAACGAACAGUUGGACUUUAAUUGGCAAAUGCAGUUUCUAAACACGUUACUCUAUGGAUGCGACAAACUGGAAGCGAAGGCAGAGGAGAAGCGGAUGGGCUCCGGCAUGGAUCAUAAAUCUACUUGGUACUGCAACGCGGCGAACAAGACUCCCGACUUUGAUUCCAUGUUACAAGGACUAAUGGUGGAAGAUCAACAUGUCAUCAAGUCUAGAAAUGAGCCGGUCUUGUGCGACUUCUUCGAGACAACCGGCAUGGGGGCGCGGACCGUGCAGGACUCGAUCUUGCAAAACGGCCAUCAUACUGAUGAAUCUCAAGAGCCUCCGUGGUUCGAGAUGAACGAAGUGGUGGACCCGCAAAUGUUCUCCACACUCGAAGACCAAUCGUUGCAGGUGACCCACGUCAAAGUGGAAGCACCAGAAGCAAACAGUCCUGAAUACCAGUCGGUGGCCAGCCCGGGGCUGUACACACCGUCUUAUUUACAUGUGCACUAUCACCACCAUGAUCACCAUCACCAACAGCAUCACCAUCAUCAUGGUUACUUCCCACGCGUGGCACCCAUGACGCCUCCCAUUUCAGAGCCAGGAUCGCCUGGUAAACGGCGGACGCCACCGCCACCGUAUCCCACACCUCGCUGUAACUCUAUCCAAAGAUCGAUGAAGUUCAACAGACGGAACAACCCGGACUUGGAAAGGAGACGGACUCAUCAUUGCAAUUUUGGCGGUUGCAACAAAGGAUACACUAAAAGCUCUCACCUAAAAGCCCACCAAAGAAUACACACAGGUGAAAAACCGUACCGGUGCACGUGGUCGGCGUGCGAGUGGAGUUUCGCGCGGUCGGAUGAGCUGACCAGACACUAUCGGAAGCACACGGGUGACAAACCGUUCCGGUGCGAGGUGUGCGAACGGUGUUUCGCCCGGUCCGAUCACCUGGCACUGCACAAGAAACGCCAUCAACCCAAGAACGUAGCGGCCGUAGCGCAGCAUCAGCAGCUGAUGGACCAUUCGUCGUCGAAAGGCGGGUCCGACCAACAUCAGCAGAAACAACAACACCAGCAGAUGAUGAUGUUGAACGGCGGCGGGAUAGUGUCCGGGCCAAAGGCCGGCGGCGGCGGUGGAGAAUACGUCGUCGACGGUCAGCAGUCUGCAGUCUGCAGGCAAAUGGUGCCGGCCUUGUGAUCGGUGCUCGCUCACACGGGAUAAUAUUAUUAUUAUCGGUGAUGAGAAGCUGCGCGGUAGACGAGGAGACGAUCGGUAGAAGACGGAUGACAUCUAGAAGAGGGGAAUGGGAGGGGGGAUUUCUGUGAGUUUUUUUCCAUUUAUGUAAAUUUUUUUUUUCGUGGUAUUUCUGCACGGAAACAAGCGCCUGUUGCUGCUGUUGCAGUUGACCCGUAGUAGGAAUUCGGUCGUUGGUCGCCGCACAAUGACACCUUAACGAACGACUAUUGUGCGCUAGAGAAAAUAAUAAUAAUAAUAUAUCAUACAACUAUCGUGCAUAUUAUUAUGUAUACGUACGUACGCGUGUGCGCCAUUCGAAAAUAUAAGGAAAAACAAAAAGAACGGAUAAGUGACGGACAAACGACCGCGACCUCGCCGCCAUUCCGGGUCAAACCGCGUAAGUACCGCCGUCGACGUGUGUAAUAUCAUCGGUUCUCCUAUAAAGCAAACAUUGGACAGCGGCAACAAAUAAUAAUAAUAAUAAUAAUAAUAAUAAUAAUAUGGUACCUGCAGUAUAAUAAUAUAAUACUGUAGUUUGUAGUAGCCCACACGCGCGCGCGCGCGGCACAAACUCCUCGAAUACUAUUAAUAAAUAAUAAUAACGAUAAUAAUAUAUAUUAUACAAUAAUGAAAUCUAUCGUUUCUCGCCUUUUUUUUCCUCUCGUCUGUUAUUAUUAUUAUUAUUAUUUAUUUAUUUAUUAUUAUUAUUUUUUUUUUUUUAAUCGUCUGCGGUCCUGUGAUUAAUGAUUCGGUCGUGUCCCCCGGCUGCGUCGCGCGCACAAUACUAGGCUGAUUAACGGAAUGAUUGACCCGAUUCCCCGCAGAUCCCCCGAGGGGUCCCGCGCUUCCCCGCUCGCCGACACUCGCCCUUCAUUGUACUAUUUUUUUUUUCGCGAUUCUUAGCCUAAAUUUCUUGACGACACCUGUAUAGUGUAUAUUAUAUUAUUUCUUCACCGCCCAUAUCGACAAAACUGGCAUCUCUCACUGAUACAUAUUAUAUUAUUAUAAUAAUAUAAUCGGUAUAUAUAAUAUUACAGUGUCUACCUAAACAACACGUAUGCGCAGUGUUCACAGUCGGUAUUUCUCGAAUAAGAAACAUACAUUUUUCGGCGUUUUUCAGCUUUUAUCGCGCGCAAUAUGUUCCAUAUUUUUUCUAUUUUACCGGAAAACCGAUAAAUUUCGUACGCUCGUGCGCCAGUGACCACCGAUCGCCGGUUUAUCGAUUGCCGGCAGUGUAUUUAAAAAAACAUAUACUAGUAAUGUUAAUUUUAGAUUUAAAAUUUUAAUUAAAUUAUAGAAUAUAUACUUGUAAUAAUUAGAAUUACAAAUUUAUUGAUAUAUGUAUAUAAUAUAGUAUAUAGUGAAACACAUUUCCUCGUAUGUAUAUGAACAACAAUUAUUAUUACUAUUUUGUAAGAAUAGUGGGAUAAAAAAUGUAUAAUAUUUUUGUUAUUUUGUUAAAGUUUUUGUAAACAAAACUCGUCCUAAUUAAUUAGAGAUGCAUAUAAAAAUGUUUACGUUUAAUACUAUUUAUUUCAAACUCUCUUUUAAGUAUAUAUAAUAGAUAAAUAUAUAUAUACAUAUAUGUAUAUAUUUUUUUGUCAUUUUAGUUUAAUGAUAUAAAUAUAUGAUUAACUAAAUAAUCCAUUUAUAUCAUACAUCUCGGAAAUCACUUAAUUAUAGUUAUGAUGCACACGAUUUUAAUCAUUAUAUUCUUUUCAUCGCGUAAUAGAAGAUAAACCAAAGAUUGCUUUCAAACGUUGUUGUAUUUUUGGUUUCACCAUUAUAAAACUAUACUAUAGUCCCGUUAUAUCAUUUCAUUAUUGUUUUAUACAAAAAAUAUAUAAUAAUCCUAACCAUUUUGUCAUAAGCUUUCGAGCAUAAAAUCAAAAUAAUUUUUGUUUAAAGCGAACAAAUCGCUUGAUCUCAUUAAAACCAAAACCAGUGAUAUAAUAAACGGAUUUAACUAAAUGUUUUGUACGUAGGUAUCAAUCAUAAUUAACUACCUGUAUAAUACAUUAUUUUUUUGUCGCGUUUUUAAUGUUGAUUUUUCACCACACCCACAAUUUGCUUAUUAUCAUUUAAUUUAUGUUAUACAUAUAGUAUAGUAGGUAUACUUUAAUAGCUGUAAUAUUUAACAUUUUGCCAGUGACAUAGUGGAUUACAAACAUUAACGGCAUUACGUUUAGAAAUUGUACAAAAUAUGAAUUUAAGUUGUCUAAAUUAUUUUGUUAGAAUUAAUUUUUUAUGAUCAUUAUUUGUUUUUUUUUUAAUUUGUUAAGAUACUGUCCGAGAGUCUUGUCCACCCUCGAUAUACCUAUUUAGCAAAUAUUAUUAAAAUCUAUUUUGUUCUUA
Messenger RNA from Aphis gossypii (cotton aphid), 4050 nucleotides. Its product is annotated as Kruppel-like factor 1. The record is from RefSeq and is a predicted model, not a curated record. The transcript is spliced from 6 exons. Gene Ontology annotation, molecular function: DNA-binding transcription factor activity, RNA polymerase II-specific; RNA polymerase II cis-regulatory region sequence-specific DNA binding. Gene Ontology annotation, biological process: regulation of transcription by RNA polymerase II. Lineage: Eukaryota; Metazoa; Arthropoda; Insecta; Hemiptera; Aphididae. Bases 406 to 1656 code for a protein of 416 amino acids.